AUGGAACUUGGAAGAUAUGGAAAUAAAAAAGCGCUCUUGAUAUUCAUUCAACUAUUUAUAAAAAAGGAAAAAAUAAAAGAGUUUGUAUUCAAAAUGGAAAAAGAAUGGCGGCGCGAUGAAGAUUUGUCAUCAAAACUAACUAGUGUAAAGCGGAAAUUGGUUAAACAAACCGAUCUUUAUAUUAAAAGUAUUUAUAAAGUUUAUUUUUUCAAUUAUCUCGAAAAAUUAGAAACGAAAAAAAUUAACGGUGGUGUAACGCAGUUUGGUUGUGAUUGGACUGCCGUUUCCUGUUUAUCAAUAUCCAUUGUUUGCAGUAUAUAUUUACUAAACCCGCUGUUUAUGGUCUUAGUAAACAAGUUCAUUCUUCAUAGGAACGUGUCUCAUACCGUUGCAUUAGGAUUAGCCACCCCAUUUAACUACGAAGAUAACUUUCUCAGUUAUAUUUUGCUGGUUAUUGUUGAGUAUCGAUUGGCCAUGAUAGUAGCCUACGAGUUGCAGUGUAGUCAAUACUUCAUAACAAUAUCUAUGGACCAUUUAAGAGUCUUGUUCAUUCUAAUACAAGACGAAUUUAAGGAAGUCAUUUGUUUGCCGAACGAUGCAAAUAAAGAGAAAAGGUUCAAAGAAACAAUACAACGACAUUCCAGGUUAUUGGAAUUGCUUUGGGAUCUGAACGGAACAUUUGGUUGUCUAUUCGCAAUAAAUUAUAUUUUCCUAUCAUCUACCAUUUGUUUUUGUGUUAUAUCAGCAUGCACGGAUGGCAGCUUGGAGGAUUUAAAAACACUCUGUAUUUCCAUUCUUGUCAUCGUCAACGUGUUUUACUGUUGCAGAGGUGGUGAAUAUUUAGUUAAUUCGGCGUCAGAAGUUUCUACCGCCAUAUAUGAUGCACCGUGGUAUGAAUUACCGAACCAGUACAGGAAAGAUCUAAUAUUUAUAAUUUCAAGGUGA
Messenger RNA from Pieris macdunnoughi, 945 nucleotides. NCBI's taxonomy places the organism in Eukaryota, Metazoa, Arthropoda, Insecta, Lepidoptera, Pieridae. The record is from the annotation of a GenBank genome assembly.